Messenger RNA from Mastomys coucha (southern multimammate mouse), 2207 nucleotides. RefSeq names its product Z-DNA binding protein 1 (gene Zbp1). The transcript is spliced from 8 exons. Gene Ontology annotation, biological process: positive regulation of type I interferon-mediated signaling pathway. Bases 160 to 1362 code for a protein of 400 amino acids. Lineage: Eukaryota; Metazoa; Chordata; Mammalia; Rodentia; Muridae. Gene Ontology annotation, cellular component: nucleus. The record is from RefSeq and is a predicted model, not a curated record. Gene Ontology annotation, molecular function: double-stranded RNA adenosine deaminase activity; RNA binding; DNA binding.
GGGAUGGAGCCAGAUGGGUAUUUGUUUCCGGGGUGGUAGCAGCUGGUGUCUGCAGGUCCAAGCAACCAUCCUAUCCUGUGGAUUCAGAGCCCUAGGCCUGGCCACAGUGCCGGAAUCUGCCAACCCCUGCCCUAAAGGCGCCCCAAGGCUGCUGUGAGCAUGGCAGAGGCUCCUGCUGACUUGAGCACAGGAGACAACCUGGAGCAAAAGAUCCUGCAGGUGUUGAGCGAUGCCUGUGGCCCUGUGAAGAUUGGCCAGCUGCUGAAGAAGUGCCAAGUACCCAAGAAAACCCUCAAUCAAGUCCUUUACCGCCUGAAGAAGGAGGGCAGAGUGUCCUCCCCAGAGCCUGCAGUAUGGAGCUUAGGCGGGGAUGUUUCCGGAGAUGGGGCUCCUGCAAUCCCUGAGGACUCCACUGCCCAGCCCUGCCUUGAUGAAGAAAGAAUAUUAAGAUUCCUGGAGGCCAAUGGGCCCCAAAGGGCCCUGCAUAUAGCCAAGGCUCUGGAAAAGACGACGGCCAAAGAAGUGAACCCACUCCUGUAUUCCAUGAAGGAUAAGCACCUUCUGAGCUAUGACGGAAAGACGUGGAAGAUCUACCGCUCAAGUCAAGAGAGCCAAGAGAUAGCUCGUUCUGGAGUCAGACAAGAGUCCUCUGCGAUAAUUUAUCAGCAAAAUCCAAUCAACAUGAUCUGCCAAGGAGCCAAUAGCCACAUCUCCAUUGCCAACUCUAAAGCCAUCCAGAUUGGCCAUGGGAAUGUCAUGUCAAUGCAUUGUGGUGAUCCAGGUCUCAGGACCCCUCACCAUGUCCCUCUACCCAUGCCAGAGGACGCCUCUGCUCAGGACACGCCCCCUGGUGCCCACGGAGCUCAGCACAUCCACAUGGACAAGUGUAUGCUCCGACGAGUGCAGCUUGGCCACGGCAACGACAUGAACCUCAUGGGGAAUCCAGGGGAAGACCCCACUUAUAGCUUUUCUGGCAGCCCCCCAGUGUCAACCACCACUGCUGAGCCAGAAACUUCAUUCAACAUGCAAAGCCCUGAGCCAGGCCCUCACCCUGAGGGAGUCACAGCCCAGAGAGUCCACAUCAAAUCUUGCUUGCUAGAGGACGCUACCAUCGGUAACAGCAACAAGAUGACCAUCCGCCCUAGGUCAAAGGGUGGAGACAGCGAAGAGCCGAAGGAAGACCUAGGUGCAAGCUCUGAAGCCACACCGCCCAGAAGCUGCAUGCAUACGCCCGGUGACUCCAUGUUGCCCACCUCUGAGCUGAGAGCUAUGGCUCUGGGAGACAGCGGCCCCCAGACCACAGAACCUGUGCUCAGAGAGCAUGAAGUCCCGGACACAGAAGGCUGUCAGACACAGGGCUGAGGUCCUGAGUGCGAGGAUCAUAGGCAUGUACCACCAAGUCCAACUAAGGAUGAAGCUUCAUGCAUACAGGGAUUCAUGCAUGCCGCACAAGGGCCACCCAUGCAGCCCCGGUCCCAGCCUGGGCCACCCCCUUCCAGUCUCUCUAGUCAUCUCUUCUUCCUGCCUGACCUGAGCCGAGCAUUCCUUUUCUGCCACGCCCUUCUGCCUUACCACAGGCCAGGAAGCCACGGAGCCGUGGGAUCAUAGGCUGACCUCCCUGCCACCAUGAGCCAAACCGACCCUUCCUGCCUCAAGAUCAAUCAGUCAAUCAACCAUAUGAGCCAGUCCUGCCACUCCUGGGUGCUCACCAGAAGGGAAAAGUCAACACAGAGACCCCUCUGCAUAUCCACGUAGACUGUCGUACUGUUCACAGAAGCUAAGAAAUGGAACCUACCUUGUCCAGAGGUAAAAGAUGGGUGAAUUGGAGUAUGCCCACAGCCACGAAAAAUACUGAGGUUGUCAUUGGCUGGAAGAGGAUUUGACCAGAGACCACUAUGUUAAGUGAAUGAAAGCCAUCUUAGAAAGACAAGGGCCACAUUUUCUCUUUUGUAGCUCCCAGACUUUAGGUAGAUUUAUAAAAUCAUAUACACAGACGUGACAUGAAAUACACAUGACAUCAGCCAGGGAAUGAGGGUGGGGGAUAGGAAGGAGAGGCGGGAUCACAGCAGGGGGUCUAAAGGCCAAGAGGGGGUCACAGCUAAGGGAGGUCACAGCCAUGGGGAUCACAGUCAAAUGGGAGUAAGGGCUGGGGGGGGGGUCACUGACGAAUGCACUAUAUACUUUUAUAUAAAGGUGUACCUCUGAAA